Girardinichthys multiradiatus is the source of this 2240-nucleotide messenger RNA. It is a transcript of the gene pfkfb1, whose product is annotated as 6-phosphofructo-2-kinase/fructose-2,6-biphosphatase 1. The transcript is spliced from 15 exons. Gene Ontology annotation, cellular component: cytosol; 6-phosphofructo-2-kinase/fructose-2,6-biphosphatase complex. Bases 189 to 1601 code for a protein of 470 amino acids. NCBI's taxonomy places the organism in Eukaryota, Metazoa, Chordata, Actinopteri, Cyprinodontiformes, Goodeidae. Gene Ontology annotation, biological process: fructose metabolic process; fructose 2,6-bisphosphate metabolic process. Gene Ontology annotation, molecular function: ATP binding; fructose-2,6-bisphosphate 2-phosphatase activity; 6-phosphofructo-2-kinase activity. The record is from RefSeq and is a predicted model, not a curated record.
CUGCCACAUGAUCCUGUUUGUAAUUGUGAUGCAGUGGUUGCUUCACUGGAGGCUUUGCAAAGAAUGGAGCCUUCCCAACUGGAAUAUGUGAGGCGCCGCAGGUGUGACAGUGCAGUCACAGGAAGGCACACAGAUCACAGAACUGUGCACCUCACUCCUCCACCAGACUCAUUGCUGUGACUGACACCAUGUCCACAGAGCAUAAAAACGUAACACAGACCCCUCUGCUGAAGAUCUUGGUGCUGUGGAUGGGAUGUAACUUGAACCAUGGGAAGGGAUCGUCUGUGCCGCAGUUCUGUAACUCCCCAACAGUGAUUGUGAUGGUAGGAUUGCCUGCCCGAGGGAAGACAUACAUCUCCAAGAAGCUCACUCGCUACCUAAACUGGAUUGGCGUUCCAACAAAAGUUUUUAAUGUAGGCCAGUACCGCAGAGAGGCAGUCAAGACCUACAAGAACUUUGAGUUCUUUAAAUCUGACAACGAGGAGGCCAUGAGGAUCCGCAAGGCCUGCGCUUCAGCUGCUCUCAAAGAUGUUGCUGCCUACUUCACAAAAGAACAUGGACAAGUAGCUGUGUUUGAUGCCACUAACACCACAAGGGAGAGGAGGGCUGUUAUUAAUAGUUUUGCAAAAGAAAGAGGCUAUAAGGUGUUCUUCAUAGAGUCAAUCUGUGAUGACCCAGAAAUAAUUACAGAGAAUAUCAAGCAAGUAAAAUUUGGCAGCCCAGAUUACAUUGAUCGGGAUAUAGAAGAGGCAAUGACAGACUUUGUCCAGCGAAUUGAGUGCUAUAAGGCAAGCUACACAUCUAUAGAUGAUGAGAAGGACAGGAAACUCUCCUACAUAAAGAUCUUUGAUGUGGGAAGUAGAUACCUGGUGAACCAAGUGCAGGAUCACAUUCAGAGCAGGAUUGUCUACUACCUCAUGAACAUCCACGUCACACCAAGAUCCAUUUAUCUGAGCCGCCAUGGCGAGAGUGAACUCAACCUUUUAGGUCGCAUAGGUGGGGAUUCAGGCUUAUCACCAAGAGGACUAAAGUACGCUGAUGCUUUAGCUGUCUUUAUCAGAGGCCAGCAAAUCAAAGACCUGAAAGUGUGGACAAGCCACAUGAAGAGGACGAUUCAGACUGCAGAGGCUCUGGGAGUCCAGUAUGAACAGUGGAAAGCUCUCAAUGAGAUAGAUGCUGGUGUAUGUGAGGAGCUAACUUAUGAGGAGAUUCAAGAGAAUUUUCCUGAAGAGUUUGCAAUAAGAGACCAGGAGAAGUAUCGUUACCGCUACCCUAAGGGAGAGUCCUAUGAGGAUCUUGUUCAUCGUCUGGAGCCAGUCAUCAUGGAGCUGGAGAGGCAGGAAAAUGUCCUGGUUAUCUGCCACCAAGCCAUAAUGCGCUGCCUGAUUGCUUACUUUCUUGACAAACCUGCAGAUGAACUGCCUUAUCUUAGAUGUCCCCUUCACACGGUGCUUAAACUCACACCAGUAGCCUAUGGAUGUAAAGUUGAGUCAUUUUUCCUCAAUAUUGAAGCUGUCAACACACACAGAGAGAAGCCAACGAACAUCACCAUCAGCAGAAAGUCAGAUGAAGCUCUUCAGACUGUCCCUAAGCACAACUGAAGACAUCUCUGGGAGAAGUGGGCUACAGCUUUAUUGAACUGCAAGCAUGCAGGCCUAUUACUGCUAAUAGGUCUCAAUAGAUCUUAGAGUUGAGUUAAAUGUUUUAUGAGUAUGAACAGUGAAGAAAUGGAUCAUCACAGAAGAACUGAAAGAGACUGAACACUAAUACAGAGUCAAAUGGGCCGUCAUUCCAAUACCUGAUUAUUACAAAACCUACAACUAUAAAAUGUUUCUAUGUCUUCUCUGUCUGGAUGAGGUUCUUGAUUGUCUUGGAUGCAUCACAAAUAGGUUGUCAACUGAUUUAGAGAAACCUACCCUCUGUGGAGAUUUAAAUAGCAGAGAAAUAUAGUUCAUGUCCAUUCGACUACAAUUAGGAAUCAGCACCAUGGACAGCACCACAACAAACAAGACAUCUUUUGUUUAGUUAUACAUCUCUCUGAUUAAAUGACAAAAAGCAGGUCGGUUUGAACUGAAACAUACAUAAACAUAUGCAAAACGGAAAUGAAAUAAAGCCUUUUUUUGAAGUACUUGUUUUAAUUUACUAACAUGCAGUUCCUCGGAAAAGUGUUAUUACUCUGAAUUAUUUUACAUUUUGUCACGUUAAAACCACAAACUUUAAUAAAAUUUAUUCAGAUAUUA